Kazachstania africana CBS 2517 is the source of this 1584-nucleotide messenger RNA. It is a transcript of the gene AMN1, whose product is annotated as Amn1p. The transcript has a single exon. The coding region runs from base 1 to 1584 and encodes 527 amino acids. Gene Ontology annotation, cellular component: SCF ubiquitin ligase complex. The record is from RefSeq and is a predicted model, not a curated record. NCBI's taxonomy places the organism in Eukaryota, Fungi, Ascomycota, Saccharomycetes, Saccharomycetales, Saccharomycetaceae. Gene Ontology annotation, biological process: SCF-dependent proteasomal ubiquitin-dependent protein catabolic process.
AUGAGAUUACCCACUCUAAUAAAUAAAUACAUUAAUAAUAAGAGAGGACAUGAUAGUCAAAUAACAGAUUCGAUCACUCCCCCUCCAAUGAAAAAAUUCUCAAGAGAGUCUUCUCCGAAUGAAAGAACGUCAAGAUCCAGAUCAGCGUCACCCACAAAAUAUAGAAGAAGACAUCCAUAUCAAGUACCAAAACAUGUCACAAUUUCUAAAGAUACCAAGUCUCUACAAUUAAAUACUACGCAUACUGUUGCCUUCUAUGAGGGUCUCUCAACGCCUGUGGAGUCUCCUGUAACAACUCCGGAGAGGAUAAAUAUUGUAACGACACCUUUAACUUCACCAAGACCUGACUUUUACGAUAAGGAAUUGAAUUUUAGAACAUCUUUAGUCAAGAAUUUUGCUGACUUGAAGUUACAGCAGCCUUUCCAAACACAUCCAAUAUUUAGAAUACCCGAGAUAUUGGAUAAUAUAAUUAAGCAUUUAUCGUUGCAUGAAAAGGAAGCCAUUAAUCUAAAUGAAAAUCCUUUCAAAAGAAGAGCUCCAGAAACCUAUCAACAUGCUUUGCUAUUGUAUAAAGACGAGGUAAAAGCCAAAAAGGUCUGGGACGAGGUCCUAAAAACUAAAAGAAAUAGCAAUUUUGUCUAUGAACCAAGUCUGUAUAAUUGUCUUUCUGUUAAUAAAAUAUGGUACAGAGUUGCUUUACCUUACCUUCAAAAAGAGCUAAUGUUUAGAGAUGCUAAUAAACUCAAAAGAUUUGGUGAGUUGUCAAAGGGUAUCUAUGGCAAGAAAAAAAAAUUCACUAGUCCCAAUUCAUUUACCUUGUACAAAUUGCAUCAGGUAGCGCCAGGUGAUCAAAUAAUGGAAGAUAUUUCCACGCUCCCAUUACAAAAUGUAAAAACUUUACAAUUUUACAUCUGUCCCAACAUCUUACCACCUAGAUCUUGGUUCCAUGUUGCUCAAAACUUACAAAAGGUAAUUCUGCCAGGAAAUAGGAAGAUAAAUGAUAGAUUCUUGAUUGAAGCAUCCCUCAAUUUAACCAAUUUGAAAUAUUUAGAUCUUAGAGCUUGUGAAAAUGUUAGUGAUGUUGGCAUUGUCUCAAUUGCAUUACGCUGCAAGAAACUAGAAUUUAUCAACUUAGGCAGACACAGCCGUGGUGAACUUAUAACAGAUGUCUCUUUGGUGGCACUUGGCAAGUACACCAAUAUUGUGACACUAGGAAUGGCAGGUUGUAACAUCACAGAUAAUGGGCUUUGGGAUUUUGCCCAAAGAAAUGGUGAUAAUGUCAAAAGAUUAUCUUUGAACAAUUGUAAGUUACUGACAAACUUUUCAAUACCCUACCUUGUCGGAUUCAACUAUUUCCCAAAUUUGGCGGUAUUGGAGAUAAAAAAUCUGGUUAAUAUCGACGACGUCAAAUGGCUAGUUAAAUUCAUGUUGUGGAAAAAAUAUUCGAAUCAUCCUCUCUUAAUUGAGAGCUGUCACAGAAUUACCAAGCUUCUGGGUAUAGAAGAGAAAAAGAUAAAAAAGACUAAUGCCAUUUGCGCUUUGAGUGACAUGAGUGAAUGGAUUAAUGAGGAUGAAAGUUUGUAA